AUGUACCACAGUUUUAGCUCAGAUACUAAAAAGGAGAAAAGGAUUAAGCAUUACAGCAGCAAUCAGAAGAUACUGUUAGUGGGUGAGGGCGACUUCUCUUUUGCUGCUUGUUUAGCCAAUAAGUUUGGCUCUGCAAAGAACUUGGUCGCUACUUCCUUGGACUCCAAAAAGUCAGUGAUCGCCAAGUAUUCAAAUGCAGCACCAAGCAACUUGAAGGAAUUGGAGGACAGGGGAUGUGUAAUAUUGCAUGGGGUGGAUGUCCACAUCAUGAAACAGCACCAUCUUCUAGUUAAUCAACUGUUUGAUCGCAUAGUGUUUAAUUUUCCUCAUGCUGGUUUCAUUCACAGGGAAGAUGAGAAGAGGCAGAUCAAGGUGCAUCAGCAUUUGGUGAGGGGAUUCUUUGCCUGUGCAUGUAAAAUGCUGCAAGUAAAUGGAGAAGUUCAUGUGACUCACAAGACCUCACAUCCAUACAAUGAGUGGGAGAUAGUGAAGUUAGCAAAAGAAUCUGGGUUAUAUCUGGUUGAGGAAGCAUCAUUUUCAACAAGGGAUUAUCCCGGUUAUAUGAACAAGAGAGGAAGUGGGAAGAAAUGCAACCAAACAUUUCAUGUUGGACGGUGUAGCACCUACAAAUUUGCCAAGCUGCCGCUUCAGGAAUUUUCGUUCACCACAUUAUAUGAUUAUUGA
Molecule: messenger RNA, 684 nt
Organism: Fragaria vesca subsp. vesca
Lineage: Eukaryota; Viridiplantae; Streptophyta; Magnoliopsida; Rosales; Rosaceae
Exons: 3
Coding region: 1-684 (227 amino acids)
Biological process (GO): rRNA base methylation
Cellular component (GO): cytoplasm
Molecular function (GO): rRNA (uridine-N3-)-methyltransferase activity
Source: RefSeq, a predicted model, not a curated record